Cyprinodon variegatus (sheepshead minnow) is the source of this 1829-nucleotide messenger RNA. It is a transcript of the gene bhlha15, whose product is annotated as basic helix-loop-helix family member a15. Lineage: Eukaryota; Metazoa; Chordata; Actinopteri; Cyprinodontiformes; Cyprinodontidae. Bases 429 to 998 code for a protein of 189 amino acids. The transcript has 5 exons. Gene Ontology annotation, molecular function: protein dimerization activity. The record is from RefSeq and is a predicted model, not a curated record.
UGAAGAGGAUGUUGUGGUGCAUCUGUUUGAUCAGGUGUGAAAUGUGCCAUGCUCCUGAAUGCACCAUAGCUAUCUGACUCUCGUGAAUGCAUCAGACUGGUCUGUGAACGCUGUGCUGUGUAGAUGAAGCACCUACUAUGAAGCUGCAUUCAGAAGCCUGCACAUCUCUGCCAUUCAAUUGGUCCUUCAACCUACCUGAUGCUGCAUCAGAAGACAAUGGCUUGCAGUGGGAAGAUGACUUCGCAGCUUUGGAGUGCAGUGCAACAUCUGCCACAAAUGGCUGGACAACUCAGCCCAGGGCAGAGGGUCGCUCUCUCUCCCAAAUGAGCCUUUUCCUCACCUAUUUCACAGAGUCAGACCUUAACCUGUGACAUAAAACUUGGGAGACACUUUUUAUUGGAGGCUAAGAGGUUAAAGGAAGCAGCAGGAUGAAGUCCAAAGGAAAGGCUGUGAGAAGCUCCAGGAGGCCCUGGUCUGAUCCAGAGCCAGAGAACGAACCCGACACAGAGCCCGGCUCCAGUGAGCAGGAAGGAUCAGAGGCUUCAGUUCGGAUCGGCGGCUCCUGGAAAGGCUCUCUGAGGAGCGGCGACGGGAGGCGCCGUCAGGGAGGAGGAGGAACGGGUGGAGGAGGCGGGCGGCGGCGCAGGAUGUACGGCACCAGCACCAAGGAGCGCAGCAUCAGAAGGCUGGAGAGCAACGAGCGGGAGAGGCAGCGAAUGCACAAACUGAACAACGCCUUUCAGGCCCUGCGGGAAGCCAUCCCACACGUGAAGAUGGACAAGAAGCUGUCCAAGAUCGAGACUCUUACUCUGGCUAAGAACUACAUCAAAGCUUUGACCACCAUCAUCCUGGACAUGUCGGGGGCCUGCCUGCCCACUGAGGGGGGGCCCUCAGAUGCCAGGCUGCUGCAGUGCUACCAGCAGCACCUGGAGGAGGAGGGGGAGGAUGGCCUCACCCAGUACCUCACCCACAUGAAGAGCUUUGGCCAGGAAAGCUAACAGACUGGAACUGUGGAAUGGUUUAGGGACCAAGACACACCCGCUCAAUGGCCGUCCUCCUUAGAACUGACUGCUAGACCCUCAGUGCCUACAAAUGUUUUUAUACCUCAACAACUUUUCCAGAUUUCUCACCUUAAAACCAAACAUUUAUUUCAUUGGGAUCUUAUGUGACAGACAAUCGCAAAGCAGUGUACAGUUUUAAGAGAGAAAUGAAACAUGGUUUCCAAGAGUUUUUGAAAGUAAAGAACUAAAAAUAUGGUGCAUUUAUUUCUGCCCCCUUUAUUCUGAUACCCCGAAAUAAAACUUAAAUUUCUUUAGAAAUUUCAGCCAUUGGAGAAUCUUGAUGAACAAUUCUAACUAGGAACUCAGCAAACAGAUAGGAAAACAUUCUGUGGAUAAUUUAGAGCAAGGUGAUUUAAUUAAAAAAACACCCGAAGCUUUAACCAUCCUAUCAGGCUCUAUGAGGCAAUAAACAAACAUUCAAAGAAUCAGGCACAAAUACAUCAAGAAAAAAAAAAGCUAUUGGUGAAAGAAAAUCCAUUAGAAACCCUGUUUACAAACUGUCACAAGAAAUACGAGACAAAGCAAACGUGGAGGAAGGUUGUCAAAAUAACCGCACCCUAAACAGUCCGUCCUCCGUUUAAAACCUUGAGGUGGUGCUACGGUAUGAUACAGUGGAAGAGCUUUUCUUAGCUAGAGACAAGACAAUAUAGCAUAUUUGAUGGGGAUGCAUGGAUCUAAACUGCAAAACAGACUGGUGAGGAGGUUAACCAUCAGAGAAGACGGUGACUCCAAACAUCCACCCAGACCUACACUAGAACGGUUUAGUGC